This is a messenger RNA of Daldinia caldariorum, 1512 nucleotides long. RefSeq names its product glycosyltransferase family 32 protein. Gene Ontology annotation, biological process: protein N-linked glycosylation. Bases 312 to 1454 code for a protein of 380 amino acids. The record is from RefSeq and is a predicted model, not a curated record. The transcript is spliced from 2 exons. Gene Ontology annotation, molecular function: alpha-1,6-mannosyltransferase activity. NCBI's taxonomy places the organism in Eukaryota, Fungi, Ascomycota, Sordariomycetes, Xylariales, Hypoxylaceae. Gene Ontology annotation, cellular component: mannan polymerase complex.
UUUCCAUCUUUUUUUUUCUCAUAAACUUUCGAAGCUAUUGAAUGUGGCCCUCGAGCCGCAAUUCAUCCAAUCUACCUAAACCUAUUUUUACAACCUACGAUUAAACUAAAAACUCAAUGGGACGAUUAGACUGAUUACAUAUGUUAUUUUCCCUUUGAGGGCUUCUCAUAGUCCUUCCAGCUCUGGUCAAUUGCCCUUCUGAAAUUUGCCGCAUGCCUCUCCAAACCGUGUCAUUCUCCAGCUGGCUCCUGUAGUUUACAUACAACUCCCAACGCGAUCUUUCAACGAAACCGAGCUUCUAACGAGCCAAGAUGGCAAAUCGCAAGAUGCUCUCCUUUAAGAGAGCUAUCAUCUUCGCAGCAUUCUUCUUAAUAGCAUUCAUACUGUUACGAAGAUCGCACGCCUCUGCUGAUGAGCCCGAACCCUUCCGGAAACCUCCACCAAAGCCUGCAGACUCAAGCAGCGAACAUGCCGGAGUGUCGCAUAACCCGUCUACUCCCUCUUAUACCCCAGAUGAGAACUCUGCUACGAAAGACAACACAGCCACUGCGCAAAAGGUUCUCCAAGACAUGUCUAAGAUGUCCUUAUAUGAAAAGUUAGCAUACCAAUACCCAUACGAUGUCGAGACCAAGUUUCCAGCCUAUAUCUGGCAAACGUGGAAGUGGACGCCUGCUAGCGGAGAAUUCAACUUCAGGGAUCAGGAAGCCUCGUGGUCGAUGCAGCACCCAGGCUUUGUUCACGAAGUUAUUACCGAUCAAGUCGCCGUACAUUUAUUAAAGUUGCUCUAUGCACCUAUUCCCGAAAUCCUCGAAGCAUACAAUGCGCUACCCCAACCAGUCCUCAAAGCCGACUUCUUCCGUUACCUUAUUCUUCUCGCUCGUGGUGGAAUUUACUCAGACAUCGACACGUACGCUAUUAAAAGCGCUUUGGAAUGGAUUCCAGAGUCCGUGCCAAAGGAAAGCAUAGGGCUGGUUAUCGGUAUCGAGGCAGACCCCGACAGGCCUGACUGGAAAGAUUGGUAUAGCCGGCGCAUUCAAUUCUGCCAAUGGACGAUCCAGGCAAAGCCGGGUCAUCCGGUUCUAAGGGAUAUUGUAUCGCGUAUCACCCAAGAAACCUUGAAGCGCAAACGUGAGGGGACGUUCGUGUCAAAGGAAAAGAGUGUGGUAGAGUUUACUGGUCCUGCUGUCUGGACGGAUGUAAUUUUCGACUACUUCAACGAUCCGCGUUACUUCGACAAAAGCAACAGCCUGGGCAAUGUUUCAUACGCAAACUUCACAGGAAUUGAAAAGCCGAAGAAGGUGGGUGAUGUCAUUGUGCUUCCCAUUACAAGUUUCUCGCCCGGUGUCCAACAAAUGGGAGCAAAGGACUAUGACGACCCAAUGGCAUUUGUCAAACAUGACUUUGAAGGCACCUGGAAGCCUGAAAGCGAACGGCAUAUUGGCGAGACUAACUAGGGGCUAUUAAUUGCGCCCUCUAUACCCUAAACUAAAUUGCCUCCAGGCUAUCGUCUCU